CGGUGAUAUCUAUACAUACUGUUCCCAACGCCCCGACUCUCUCUAUGCAGCACGCAGCGUAACCCCUCCACUGGAAUUCCGCAUCCCGCACUUGCACUCUCGUUCUCCUCCCUACCAGCAUUCACACUAUUUGAAUCCUCACUUCGAACCUUCUUCGACGGCGCAAAAGCUAGGGAACAACCAUGGCGACCGGCGGCGCAGACCCGACCGGCAGCGGACAGCAAGCAAGUACUCCAGGACUGCGAUAUCCGUCAAACAAGAAGACAAUAUACGACCGCAACUUGAAUCGCAGUAAGAAUGCGGAGCUGAGUCGAGCGGCAUUUGCAUACCUGUUUGUGGAGAUGAUAUCGUACGCGCAACGGAACGUGCGGGACAUUGCCGCUCUAGAAAAGCGUCUCAACGAACAAGGCUACCCCCUCGGCCUCCGCCUCCUCGACCUGCUUCUCUCUCGCUCCUCCAAUCCCCUCGCCAGUAUCCGACCCACGCGAAUCCACACGUUGAUCCAAUGGGUUGCCCAAACUCUCUGGCGGCACCUCUUCGGCCGCCCCGCCGACGCGCUCGAACGCUCCGCGACCGACGCAACGCAGUACAUGCUGUACGACAACGAUCCGAUGGUGAGCACGUACAUCAGUUUACCGAGAGAGAUGCGCGGGUUGAACUGUGCGGCGUUCGUAGCAGGGAUUGUGGAAGGGGUAUGCGACGGGGCGGGUUUUGCGACGGAGGGAGUCACGGCGCAUAGCGUGGGGGAUCAGGGGUCGCAGGAAGGGGAUGCGGCGGGUGCGGCGCCGAAGAAAGAGAUGUGGCCGGAUAAGACGGUGUUUUUGAUCAAGUUCAAGCAGGAAGUUCUGGAAAGGGAGGAGAUUCUGGCCAAAGGUGCGGGAUGAUGCGCUCAGGACGAUAGUUUGAGAGGGGUAAUUUGAAUGGAUUGGAGUUACGGUGCGAACGGCAUAACUGUGCAUGUUGAACCGAAGGUCUCACGGGUUACUUCGACAUUGUGGAGAGGCAAGGAAAUGCACAUUUUUCAGGCGACAACGAACUGAUGCCUGAUGGCUUCUUCGAAGGAGAAAUAGCAUGUAGUGGCAUUAACUAGCGAGCACGAGUUGUAACUGCUCGCCACGAGAUCCGUUAUUAUUGAUAGACGAGCCCAGAGAACGCAGACUUCGAGAGGGGUGUCUGAAUUUCUGAGCCGGUAUCCAAGGCUCCCACGCACAAAACCUGCGCAAAUACCCGCAGGAAUUCUAUCUCUGAGCCUGAGAUAUCUCCUAUAAUGUAUCUGGUCAAGCUUUUAAG
This is a messenger RNA of Westerdykella ornata, 1290 nucleotides long. RefSeq names its product trafficking protein particle complex subunit 5. The record is from RefSeq and is a predicted model, not a curated record. Bases 183 to 884 code for a protein of 233 amino acids. Gene Ontology annotation, biological process: endoplasmic reticulum to Golgi vesicle-mediated transport. NCBI's taxonomy places the organism in Eukaryota, Fungi, Ascomycota, Dothideomycetes, Pleosporales, Sporormiaceae. The transcript is spliced from 2 exons. Gene Ontology annotation, cellular component: TRAPPI protein complex; TRAPPII protein complex; TRAPPIII protein complex.